Serinus canaria (Common canary) is the source of this 8723-nucleotide messenger RNA. It is a transcript of the gene TMEM51, whose product is annotated as transmembrane protein 51. Bases 7227 to 7985 code for a protein of 252 amino acids. The record is from RefSeq and is a predicted model, not a curated record. Lineage: Eukaryota; Metazoa; Chordata; Aves; Passeriformes; Fringillidae. The transcript has 3 exons.
GGGUAAGGGGGAGCCGGGAGGGGACGGGACCCUCUGUUCUGGGACCCUUCGGAGCUCUGGGAAGUGGGAGCGGGGCGGGCUGGGCUCAGCCCCCCCGGGAACGGGACCGGGAACGGGACCGGGAACAAGAACGGGAUCGAAGGGGAGUCGGAGCCGAGUCCGGCUCGGGCUGAGCUGGAAUCCCUUCCAGAGCUCGGGAAAACACCUGCAAAUCGGGGGAAACACCCCUCAGAGCGGGAGCAAACAGUCCCAGAACGGGGACGCGCGUGAGGGAGCGGGAGCGGCCGCGUUUGGGGGCGGCGGGGCCUUGGGGUCAGCCCCUGGGGACACUUGGGCUUGGGGCACCUCGUCAGCCCUGACGGGCACCGGGCUGGCCGUGCUGAGAGUGGGGGCAAGAGUGGCUGUGGUUUCGGGACCCAUCAGCUGGCACUCUGAGGGAGGAUCAGCAGCAGGGAGGGCACCGGGGAAUGUCCCCCCGCCGAACUCAGGCCCACGGGUGGCAGGAGCGGCACACGGGUCCCGAGCCCGUGGUGGCGAUGCCCGUUCCCGGGAAGGUGCAGGAGCGGUGUGCGAGCCGGGCUGUCGGGAAAGCAAACAAAGCCGAGGAGAAGGACAUUCCCUCAGGCCAGGUGGGGGCCGGGCGGUCCGUGAGCCCAGCGCCGGUCACCGGGGCUUGUUCCUUCCUAUGGUGCCAUUGCCGCCCAUGAAGGAGCGGCCUGGAGCUUUGAGGGGCUCGGCAAACCCGCAAGUGUCUCCCGAGCGUGUCGCAGAAUGGCUGUCUGCUGAGGUUGGUGUUGGGUUUUUGGAUUUUUGGUGGGGACGAGCGUCGCUGAGCACAGCAUAGCUGGGGUUGUUGGGAAGUGUGGAUGUGUGAGCAGAAUCCAGCAGCUCCAUGAGCUUGUCCUGUGUGAGAUGGGUUACCCUUGGCUCUGUGUGGUGGAUGGAGCCUGGUGAGGUGAAGCUGCACCUGGAGGUGUGGUCCUGGCUUUCCAGCUCCUUACAGCCUCUCUGGAGCAGACCUAGGCCACUGCCAGAUGGGAUGCUGCCACAACACAUGCCUCUACAACAAAUCCAAGCAUCCUGCAGCUGUCCACAGCCCUGGAUGUCCUGGCAUGAGAGGCAGAAAGGGAAACCUCCCAGGUGUCAGCAAAGAACAUGUGGGUGUGGGGCUGGUGAGCCCAGCCCUGGGCUCGGGUGACUCGGAAGUAUGUGAAACACCUUUGAUUUUAGCUGUGUAAUUAUACAGCUUGGAAAACCCUUGGGAAGGGAAGUGGCUGGGGAAGGAGGAAUGUUUGGCCACCGGUGCCCUGGAGAGAGCUGAGUGCCAGUGCCUGGCGCCGUGGCGGUGCUGUAGGAGAUGCCAGAGGGCCAGGGCUGGGCAGGGCUGUCUGCCUGCCCUCCUGCCUGGAGCCUGGGAGGAUGGAUCCCUCCAACAGCCCAGGUAUGUGUCUGCCUCCCCGUGCUGCUCCAGCUUUUCUCAUUCCCAGUGUAUUUCACAGGCAGAAACUGAUGUCAGGGCUCUGUAGAAGCAGCUAAAUAUCCUGUGUGAGCGGUGCAGGUGGCUUGGAGCAAUGUAAUCCCCAGCAAACCUCCAUCCAUAUCAAAAUACCUGUGCCCCCCUUGCGGAACACGGCUGCUCUGAGCCUGGCUGCUCCGUGUCGCUUGGCUGCCCAGCCUGCUCUGUGUCCCCAGGCUGGCUCUGUGCCCUCCAGCAUCACUGCUCACUGCCUUCCUGCUCUGGGGGCUCCUUGGCUGUCCACAAUGGGUUUUCUUUGGUUGGAAAAGCAUGGGAAGAGGUGAUGCUGUGUUGGGGAAAAACAUGUUGCUGGAAGUGCAGGCAGAGGAUGAGGAAGGUGGUGCUGGCGAGGCCGAUGGCAGCCAGUGAGAAGUGGCAGGUUAGUGGCUUGCAGGAAGGGGAGAUAACUAUCCAGGUACUUAAAGCACUCCAGAGGGGCUGGGAGGAAGCAGGAAAGCUGAGUUCUGCUUCAGAGGACAUCAGAAGGGCAGAUGGAUAAUGUCUCCCUGUACUGGAGGAGGGUGUGUUUGUCUGGGUGUUAUCUGGGGAGAGGUCCCAGAACAAAAACCAGGGGGAGGCUGGGGAGGAAUGGCUUUAUCUCAGCUGAAACAGCAGAUUAGAAUUAAAAAAAAAAAAAAUCCAAACACAGAGGUGCAAAGGGGUGUCCAAAGGAAAACCGGAAGGAGAAAGAGUCAGAGUGCUGGGAUUUUCCCAAGCAGGCAUGCUUUCCCAGGCCUAGGUGCACAAGGAAUUCAGCUCCCUGGAGAGAGGUGAGCACCCACGUUGCCUGGAAAAUACAAUAGAUCUUCCACAGUUAGAGUGGAUGCAAAAGCAAACCUUUACUUGAAAGCUUUCAGGUAUACAAUAUGGCAAAAAUCACACAUGGUAUAGUAAUUCUACAACUUUUAUAAGGUUAGUCGAUUAGUAUACUUAUACUCUCCAAUUAAAAGGUUGGUUGAUUAGGCCAUAAUUCCAGGGUCCUGUCACACUGGAAGCAGUCCAGAGGUUUUUUUUUUUGCUCCACUUCUCUUUUGUAUGGUCCAGAUUCUGUUUGGAAAACAGGACAUCCUUGUAGUCAAUUCUCUUUUUGAAAUCAGACUAAACAGUAUUUUGGGAAAUUGUUUCUGAGGUUAGUUUAUUGUUCCUAAAUGUAGAGAAGAAAGAUAGGAAAAGUACUGGGAGUUACAGCCAUGCAUUAACAAUCUACAAAGCUACAAAUCCACCUGGCUGGCCGGGUGGAAAUAUAUGCAAAAUAUAUGCAAAUUAUUAAAUAUAUUUUUAUAUUAAAUAUAUGAAAAAUAUUAAAAGCUAAAAACCUUAGGCAUCACCCCAAGCCCCCCUCCCUGGUUUAACAGAGCUGGGCCUGGAAGCAUUAGUGUGGCAGUUGGUGCCAGUGCCAGUCCCAGAGGCAGGAGCAGGAAAAGCCCCAGGACAGUGUUUACACAGCAACCAGGACACAGCCGGGGCUCGCUGACCUGCCGAGAGCCGUGCCAGCGUGGCCUCGGUGGCCACGGCAGCAUUGUCCCCAGGAACAAAUGGCAAUGUCCUGAAACACAAACGCAAAAGGACUCUCUGUCCCUGUCCAUUGCCACUGCAGCAGGCACUGCUUGGAUGGGUAUAAUGGAAUUAUGGGGAGAAGGAGUCUGGGAGGCAGUUUCUUGUAUCUCAGUGGCAAAGGCCAAGGUGGUGGCUGCUGCACAGUCAUGAUUACAGCUCUGGAGUUUGGCUACCGUGCCCUGAGUGAUCCGUGCCACUUCAGAAGCCCUUGGCAACUGUGCCCACAAUUCCCAGGGACGCAGCAGAGGCAGGUGCUUAUGGCUUGGGAAUGGUCAGGCAUGGCUUUGUGGAAAUGGGGUGUUUUGUGGGCCCUGUCACUGUUGUUCUGCUGUGGAGGCUACAGCCAGCUGGGUGGAUUGCAGCAGUCUGAGCCUGGGAAUGGGCUUUGCCCUUGUUUUGCAGGAAGUGGCAGAGCUGGGGGCCCUGGGCUCCCUCUGGAGUGGGAGAGCCUUGGGCAAGGUUUGAGGAAAAUAUCACUGUUCCCCCAGUGCUGCCUACAAGGUACAACUGAGGAGGGGUUGUUAAAAAUUAAAUUGAAGAAAGAGGGUAAAAUAACUCUUAAAUGUCUGUGGGGAAUGCUGUGGGCAAUGGAGAUGUGGAUGUUUUCUUUUGUGCUCUAGGCAGAAGUGUAAGCAAAAUGUGGAAAAGCCCUGAUAGUCUGCAUGGGGCUGUCUCUCCAGAUUCCUGUUCCCUGGUGAGAUGCUCUGAAAUGGGUUGGGCUUCAUCCAAAAGAUCAGAAAUUGGCUAAAUCAGCAGCAGUGCUUCUUUUCGUGACUCAGCUGGAUUUCUCUGGCUAUUCCCUGCAUCCCCUGGCUGCAGCUGGCCAGAAACAUCCCUGUUCCUGGGGCAGGGGUAACAGGGGCAGCAAGAAGGGACAAAAAGAGAGAAACCAUGGCAGAGAGCUGGAAGUAGAUGGGCUUUAAGAUCUCUUCCAAACCCAAACAUUCUGGGACUCUGAAAAUACCUCCCGAGUCCUGACCUGUUGCUCUUUAAACCCCCACAUGGAGUUUUGUGUUCCUGGUGGGUUGAACCCCUGUGUAAUGCACGGGGCUGUGGCCAUUGCAGGAACAAGCUCCUGAGGAUGUGCCUGGCCAGGAUGUGCCUUCCCAAUUAGCAGGGAAGGAGGUUAAUGAGGAGGUUCUCUGGGUGGAAGCAUGAAGAUGAAGGGAGAGCCUUGUAAUCUAACAGAGAGGAGACUGGAAUCUUCGGAUGGUUGGGUUUAUUUUCCCCUAGAAUUUUCCAGAUUAGUUGUGUGACUGGUGAUGGAGUCACACCCUGUUUUUUGGAGGCAGCUCUGAGGGGCUGUGUCACUCUGGGGAGUGAGGAAGCCCUGGAGCUCAUCCCAUGUCUGGUGACUGCAUGGGGGUUCGACCUGUUCCCUGGACUGCAGACUCACCUCCUGUGAUCCUGUGACAAAGGUGUUACUGCUGGAGCGUGAGUGGGAAGGUGAUGUCAUGGCAGGGAAAAAUCCAAAGGUUGUGGAGGGCAGAGGAGCGUGGGUGCUGUGAGGGCAGCAGGGGGUGUCGGGCUUCCUCAUGAGUCACCCAGCAGGGCCACAGCUCCUCCCGGGGCACCGGGAUGAGGAACACGAUCCGGGCUGACCCUGUCGGGGGGUCUGUGUCCCACGGAGGGAGCUGUUCCUGCUGCUGCUCCUCCUGGCCGCUCGUGUGGUGCUGAGAACGGGCUUAUCCCGAACCUUCCCGUGCCCGAUUAACACUUGGAGAUGUCGCAAGAGCAUCCUGGAAGGGCUCCGGAGCUGCAGGAGUAGGGCAGAGGUGCGGGAAGCCCGGAGGAGGUGUGGGUGCCCCCAGGCUUUGCAGCCCUGCUGGAGGAGUUUAAUGGUUUGGAGAUCCUGGUGUAAAUCAUUGCCAGGGCAGGGCAGGGGCAGGCAGGGAAUGGGAUGGAGAGGGUCUGGUUUGCAGGCAGAGGAGAAGGGGGCCCUAGGGCCUGGAAAACUCAGGCACUGCUCACCCACCUGAUAUGGGGACAAACUUUUUACAGGGCCUCUUGUGAAAGGACAAGGGGAGAUGAUUCUAAAGUCAGAAGGAUACUUUGAACCGGGUAUUUAGGAAGAAAUUCUUCCCUGUGAGGGUGGUGUGGCCCUGGCACAGGUUGCCCAGAGAAGCUGUGGCUGCCCCAUCCCUAGGAGUAUUCAAGGCCAGGUUGGAUUGAGCUUGGAGCAACCUGGGAUAGUGGAAGCUGUCCCUGCCUAUGGCAAGGGGUGGGAUGAGAUGAGCUGUAAGGUCCCUCCAACCCAAACCAUUCUGUGAUGCUGGGAUGAGCUUCCAGACAGUGCUGGAGCUGAGGCAGAGACAGCAGCAGCUCCCUUCCCGGGAUACUGACGUCAGGGCACUGUUGGAGCAGCGAUAGGAACAGCUCUGGGAAGCCAGGAGAGCAGCUAAUUCAAUGGAGAAAGAGACUGGAAUAGCAAGUCUCCUGCUUUAAUCUGAUUGCUGGGCUGAUGGGUAGCACUGCAAUGGAUCUGUAAAAAACUUCCAAGCACAGGGGUGACGUAGGAGCUGAAAUCCUGCCCACUUCCAGGAUUGAGGUGCCUGAGGGGAGGCACAGAGGCUGUGAGCGGGCACAGAGGUUUAGACACCAGGGGUAGAUGUGAUCAGCCAUGUGUGUGUUCUGUGCCCACCGUGGGUGCAGUGCAGUUUUCCUGCCCCAAGGCCAUCACAGCUGUUCUCAAGUGAAGUCUUGGCUGGCUGAUGUGUUUGUGGCAAGGAUGGGAGCUCAACUGGAUCAUCAGGUGAGGGAAAAACUCCACAGGGCACAAGCAGAGAGCAAAACCUUUGCGUGGGAGGGCAGAGGGCAGUGCUGGUACCACCAGUGGCAGGCUUGGAAGCGCUUGGGUGGGAGGAUGGCUCUUGGGAUGCAGGUGAGAACAUUUUGAGUGCAGUGCUCUCCACAACCUCAACAGCUGCUCACUAGGAUGGAAUUAAAGCUGGGCUCAGUGGAUACCUUCCCCCAGGAGCACACAGAGCAGCAGCCUGGGCUGGAGCUGGCAAGGCAGGGAAUGACGGGCUUGUCCCUGCCUGCCUUUGGCAGCUCUCACUGAGCUGGGAUCGGCAGAUCCUGGGUGUCCCUGAACCCCAGAAAACCAUGGGGAACAAGACUUUACCCUGCCCAGAGCCAUGUGGGGCCAGGGAUGUGUGCAGAGGGGCUGGGACACCCCUCUGGGAGUCUCCACAGCUGUGCUGGAGCACAGGCAGUGGGCAGGGAAGUUCCUCUGCAGAUUCCUCCUCUCCAGGCUUGCGUGUAUGUCUUUUCCUGCUGCAGCCACUCUGUUUUCUGGGAGUGCUGUUUUAUUCUGGCCCUUGACCCUGCAAACUGGGCGUGCACUCAAGCUAAACAAGCAAACAUGAAACUUUUGUGCUCAGGAGGGUUGAGCUGAAGGGUGUGUGGAGGGGGUGUAUGGAUAUAGCACCACUGACAGCACAGACCACAGCCACCUCGAGCCUAACCUGGCAUAAAGAAGCCAGGGAGGGAAGGAGAGAUCCCUGACAUGGCACAUCCAUAAACCUGCACAGCUCACUGGGCUGGAGAUGGGGCAGUUCUGCUGUGAGGAUGCAAGCUGCCCACCCAUGGGUCACUGGACCCGAGGCCAGGGAGGCGAGUGGGCAGGAAAUGUGGCUCUGUGUGUUUAUUUUUGCAAAUCAAGCACAUUUGGUCCUGGUGACUUGGAAAACAGUCAAAGGAGGAGUUCCCAUCCAUGGCCUGGCUGGUCGGGAGUGUUUGUGCUGGACAUCCCUGAGGGAUGCAGCUGGGAAACUCAGCACCAGUGUGUGCUGCUCCAGGGAGGGUGAGAGCUGGCCUGGAGUGAGCCAGGGGCCCUACCAAAGACUCACCAUCCCAGCAGCCCUUGCCAGCAGCAGCCAGGGGAAACCACAGGUUUGAGCUGGCUGGGAGGGAGGCAGUUUUGGUUUCUGUUCUCUGGGCAGGAAGGCGUUCCAGGGCCGGCAGCCCGGGCUGUGAGGAGCCCUGCUCCCUCCCAAACAGGGGGAGAGGAGAAGCUGUUCAGCUAGAGGUGUGUUUCUGAGCACUUCCAGAGCUCUCUGCCUGCCCGGCCCGGGGGCCGCACGCAUGCCAGCAGGGCUGCAGCCCCCGUGCUCCGAGCCAUGCGGUGACGUGGGCGCAGCCCCCAGCAGCCAUGGCCCAGUCCCGGGCCAACGGGUCCCACUACGCCCUGACGGCCAUCGGGCUGGGCAUGCUGGUGCUGGGCAUCAUCAUGGCCGUGUGGAACCUCGUGCCAGGCUUCGGCCCCCCCGACAAGCCCGGCAGCCAGGCCGGCAACAGCAGCAAGCCCGACCGCGGCUCUGGUGGCAUCCUCAAGAGCAAAACCUUCUCGGUGGCCUAUGUGCUGGUGGGGGCAGGUCUGCUGCUGCUCCUGCUCUCCCUCUGCCUCAACGUCCGCGACAAGAAGAGGCAGAGCGAGGAGCUCACCAUCGCUCACGUGCAGCGCCAGGUGUCGGCGGAGCCCUCGCAGCAGGAGGACAGCCAAGAAGAGGAUGAAGACGUCUCUUCCCAAUAUUACGUGCCCAGCUACGAGGAGGUGAUGAACACGGGCUACUCGGAGCCCAGAGACUCGGACAGGAGCAACAGGCUCAGCGUGUCCCUGCCCUCCUACGAGUCCCUGGCAGGGCUGGAGGAGAGCGGCGCGGCCCCGGGGGCGGCGGGCGCAGAGCCCGGCCCGGAGAGGCCGCCCAGCCGGCACAGCUCCCGCCUCAGCAAGCGCCUCAAACCCCUCAAGGUGCGCAGGAUCAAGUCAGAGAAGCUGCACCUGAAGGACAUCAGGCUAAACCUGGCACAGGGCAACAGCAGCGUCCCUAUCACCAUAGAGCCCCUCACCCCUCCGCCCAAGUACGAGGAGAUCCAGGAGAAAAUGCCAGUGGGCCAGCAAAUGCCUUAAAAGAAAAAAAUGAGGAAUCUGUGAUGCUGCUUGGUUGAGGGUUUUUUAAAACCCACCAUGCCAAGAGGGGGUUGGUGUGUGGGUGCACAAGCAGCCAGGGCUCCCUGGAAGCUGCCACGUGGAGGACGUGCUGUGGCACAAGGAUGGGACUCAUUUUCCCUGGGACUGGGUUUUACAAAAGACUGUGGGGAAAGAAACCUGAACACCACAAGUUCUGCUGCUGUGAAGUAAAUGAAGGCUGGACAUGCCAAAAGUGUCACUUGUGGUGUUUGAAAUGAGACCACCCAGUGCAUCCUCUCAUCUCCUCUCCCCCUCUCUUCCAGCAAGACUUUUCCAAGCCACCAAACUGAUGUUGCAGAAGGAUUUUCCAAGUGGAAAAGUGAAAUGUUUCUUUUUUUUGGGUGUCUUUUCUUUCUGAGGAAGGGGAAGCGCAUUGCCAGAGAAGCAUGAAGGCUUUCCCUGGCUCCCAGCUGGGCUGGGCUGGUGGCCCAGAGCCAGCCCUGACUCCUGCCAAGGUCUCUGCUGGCUGGUGGGAAGCAGCUGAAAGGGGCCUCCUGCUCCUCAGGGAGAGGAUGGAUUUCUUGCCUCUGCUGCUUUCCCUGCUGUGUUUUGUGCUCCGUUUGAGGCAAAUGGGUGACUCUGGGGGUUGGGAGCUGCGUGUGUCAGAGCCAGGGCUGAACCCACUGCUGAGCAUCCUGUGCCGGCAGGCUGGUCCGAAUAAAUGUUUUGUAUGUUGUG